AUGCUACCACAAAAGCUUGGAGAUGACUUCAAGUCGAGCAAAAUUCACCAACUUCGGUCACCGUUUCAAUACAAUUGGGCAAAUAAGCUCAACUGCGGUUGGAUUCAGGUUUUCGCCGCUCUUGCUUCUGACGACCACACGCUAGGCCACGAAAUGGCCACGCUAGGAAGUACCGCCCUUUCAUACAGAGACUGUGAUGCGUGGUUGGUCGACCAGCGCGACGGGAGCCGGUUGCAGAUAUGGUCUCCUUCAAUUGACCGUCUCACCAACACCAUGUUCGGUACCAUCCGACUCUCCGACUCUCAGUCUUUCAACAUCUAUUGGAGCUAUACCAAUGAUUCUGAAAAUUGUUUGUAUUCGCUCGGCGAGGUUUCUCGGUCAAUAACCGCCGCUGCAAGCCGUGGCCUGGAACGCUCGGAGUGGAUGACGCUGGCCGCAAGCUUUGCGCGCUCUCAUGGCAUGUCGUCGUCGCAAAUGAGCUCCUCGCAAGAUCGAGUGCGGUGGCCAGUAAGACCGAGAAUGGGAAUCAAACUGCGCAGAGACAACAAUGACGAACGUGAUCAAAUCCAGCUGCGAAUAUGGCGCCUUGAACAACCACCGACAUAUGACGAAAUGCAGGCUGUAGAGACAUCGCAUCAUGAUGGCCAGAGCAAUAGUGCCCACCCUUGCCAGCGUUCCCCGCCAGAUGUCGUUUUCCACUUCAACUUGGAAGGUUAUGCCGAAAAUAGUUCUGGAAGGUCUGCCGAACCAUCGAGUUCAAAUGAAGCAAGUCAGGACUUGGAAACGCGGACGAAUAUUGUCUCAGAUUCUGAUUCUGAAAAGAGUCUUGCUACUUAG
Mycena indigotica is the source of this 837-nucleotide messenger RNA. RefSeq lists its product as uncharacterized. The transcript has 5 exons. The coding region runs from base 1 to 837 and encodes 278 amino acids. The record is from RefSeq and is a predicted model, not a curated record. Lineage: Eukaryota; Fungi; Basidiomycota; Agaricomycetes; Agaricales; Mycenaceae.